UUUCGAGUCGAUUAAAGAAAUUGUUUUUAUAUAACAAAACUACUUUGUUUAAAUAAAAAUGAAUUUUGUUGUAGCUGUUGUUUUCGCUAUUUUUUUAGCAGUUACUUGCGAAGCUUUUUCGGCUUCUCAUCGUCAUCAUAUCAAGAAACACCACCAGCAACUUCGAGAUGGUGACACCACAUCGAGUGAAAUUCCACCUACAAUUACAUAUGCACCAAGUAUCACCGAUACUACAUUCGGGACGCCUUAUAUCGUAUGUUUGUUUGUUUGCCCACCCACCUCAACAUUUUCUACAGAUGUAGCAACUGAAACAACUGCAACACCUGAAACGACUGAAACAUUUAAGAAGCGACACAUAUUUCACAUCAAAAAAUAUUUUAGUGGUCAUAAUAAAAAAUAUCAAUCAGCUUUAAGGAGAAGUUGCAGUUGUGGACCAACAUCUACAUCAACCGAACCAGAAAUAAUAACAAUCACUGAAGAACCUAAAGUACAAACUCUCGCAAUAAUUAAAAAACACCAUAAACUUCGAGCUCACCAUGUUAAACAUCAUUAAAUUUUAAAUAAUUAAUUAUAUUAAAUCCUAAAAAUAAAGAUUUUAUUAAACAGAAA
Molecule: messenger RNA, 609 nt
Organism: Onthophagus taurus
Lineage: Eukaryota; Metazoa; Arthropoda; Insecta; Coleoptera; Scarabaeidae
Source: RefSeq, a predicted model, not a curated record